Pseudo-nitzschia multistriata is the source of this 1447-nucleotide messenger RNA. NCBI's taxonomy places the organism in Eukaryota, Bacillariophyta, Bacillariophyceae, Bacillariales, Bacillariaceae. The record is from the annotation of a GenBank genome assembly.
AGGUGGCCUAGUUCACUCGUUGGUGAGUUGAGGUUUUGUUUCAGUUCCUGUUUCUUUGACUCAUAUUGAUUUGUCAGCGCGAAACGUCAUCAUCGACUCAGCAUAUCCAUUCUAACGUUAAUUUUUACCUGCAUUUCGGAAGACGAUGGAGGCUUUCCAGAAGGCGUUACCAGUUGGAGCUAUGAAUUUUGUAUCGGGUCGAGGGCGAGAUACAAUGCCUGUGUUGAUGGAAACAGGAAAAAUCGACRCCUUAGCCUUCAUCGGUGGCUCAGGAGCUGCUGAUACUGUGAUUCGUCAACAUCCCCAUCCCCAUCGGCUUAAGAUAUUUUUGCAGCUUGAAGCGAAGAAUAUGGGAAUUUUCUUACCCGACAUGUUCGAAAAAGGAAUGAGCAAAGCUGAAGAGUUGUCCAGAGCUGUGGAUCAAUCUCUUCUUGGAGGUACGAUACAACCCGAAAGCGGAUUUACUUGCUUAUUUUCAGGAGAGGACCUAUGUACUAAGUUUAUACUUGUCUUGUUUAGCUUUGAGCUUCAAUGGACAACGAUGUACUUCGCUGAAGCUUUUCUUCAUUCCUAAGGGCUUUGGGGCUUCGUUUAGCAGGAAAAUGGCGGAACGGAUCGAGAAAAUGAAUGUCGGCCUCCCUUGGCAAUCAUGGGGAGAUGAUCCYAAUGAAAGCAAACCGCGGUAUUCCGACUUCACGCCAUUGCCUAACAAGAGUCGUACCGAUUUAAUGCGACGCUUGAUCGAUGAUGCUGUCUCUAAGGGAGCUAAAAUUGUCAAUAAAAAGGGAGGCGAGAUAAUUGGUGGUCCUCACUCCACACUAAUGGUCCCAGCCGUCUUAUUUCCGGUCACUCCUGACAUGGAUAUUUUUCUCGAGGAACAAUUCGGUCCAAUCGUCCCAAUCACAGAAUAUGACGAUCUAGACACAGUCUUAUCCUAUGGCAGAGAAGGCUUGUAUGGUCAGCAAGUGUCUAUUUUCGUGUCUGAAGAAGAAACAAAAAGUGCUGCAAAACUGUUAGAUAGGUUUUCAACAGUGUUUGGAAAGAUCAACAUAAAUAGUCAAUGCGCUCGAUCUCCUGAUACAUUGCCUUUUUCGGGUCGACGAAGCUCCGCAAUGGGCGUGAUGAGCGUCAAAGAUGCUCUUCGAGAAUUUUCUAUUCCGACUGUUGUAGCUUACAAAGACAGCAAGCUCAAUAAUGGAAUCAUGCAGGAGAUUGAGGCUUCAUCCGCAUUUUUGCAACCUCUUUAAGUCGUCAAUUAAUUUCGGCGUUUACUUUCCAAAAAGAAAAAUGAUUUAGGUGCUAGCAUCGUCUUCCAGCUCAUGUUUUACAAGUCUGACUAUAGUUGAUGAUGGCUGCUGAUUCCAAGUCACGACUGAUUCUCUUUCGAGAACCUCAUUCUAAAUUUUUCUACGUAGCACGUCUAAGAUAACAAAGGAAAAAACAUGGA